Messenger RNA from Piliocolobus tephrosceles (Ugandan red Colobus), 1874 nucleotides. RefSeq names its product islet cell autoantigen 1. The transcript is spliced from 14 exons. Gene Ontology annotation, biological process: regulation of transport. Gene Ontology annotation, molecular function: protein domain specific binding. Bases 270 to 1724 code for a protein of 484 amino acids. Lineage: Eukaryota; Metazoa; Chordata; Mammalia; Primates; Cercopithecidae. Gene Ontology annotation, cellular component: Golgi apparatus. The record is from RefSeq and is a predicted model, not a curated record.
GCUGCGCUGCGGUGCGCACGGGCUCCGCCGGCUGCUAUUCCGGCUGGUGGCGGCCGCCGCAGGAAGGGCCGGUUCCUGCGCUCCCCCGCCCCUUUCCCUCGCCUUCGGCUGACGCUGACGUCGGAUGAGUGAUCCGCAGGGACGCUCCGACCGCGGCUGGGAGGCUCCUGGGGGCCGGGGCUCCGAGGUUAUAAUAUAACUUAUCCUCUCAUGCUUUUUUCCUGCCCCUUCUCCCCAAAUCAUCAACAGUAGAAGAAGAAGAAGAAAACAUGUCAGGACACAAAUGCAGUUAUCCCUGGGACUUACAGGAUCGAUAUGCUCAAGAUAAGUCAGUUGUAAAUAAGAUGCAGCAGAAGUAUUGGGAGACGAAGCAGGCCUUUAUUAAAGCCACAGGGAAGAAGGAAGAUGAACAUGUUGUUGCCUCUGACGCAGACCUGGAUGCCAAGCUAGAGCUGUUUCAUUCAAUUCAGAGAACCUGUCUGGACUUAUCAAAAGCAAUUGUACUCUAUCAAAAGAGGAUAUGUUUCUUGUCUCAAGAAGAAAACGAACUGGGAAAAUUUCUUCGAUCCCAAGGCUUCCAAGAUAAAACCAGAGCAGGAAAGAUGAUGCAAGCGACAGGAAAGGCCCUCUGCUUUUCUUCCCAGCAAAGGUUGGCCUUGCGAAAUCCUCUGUGUAGAUUUCACCAAGAAGUGGAGACUUUUCGGCAUCGGGCCAUCUCAGAUACUUGGCUGACGGUGAACCGCAUGGAACAGUGCAGGACGGAGUAUAGAGGAGCCCUAUUAUGGAUGAAGGACGUGUCUCAAGAGCUUGAUCCAGACCUCUACAAGCAAAUGGAGAAGUUCAGGAAGGUACAAACACAAGUGCGCCUUGCAAAAAAAAACUUUGACAAAUUGAAGAUGGAUGUGUGUCAAAAAGUGGAUCUUCUUGGAGCAAGCAGAUGCAAUCUCUUGUCUCACAUGCUAGCAACAUACCAGACCACUCUGCUUCAUUUUUGGGAGAAAACUUCUCACACUAUGGCAGCCAUCCAUGAGAGCUUCAAAGGUUAUCAACCAUAUGAAUUUACUACUUUAAAGAGCUUACAAGACCCUAUGAAAAAAUUAGUUGAAAAAGAAGAGAAGAAGAAAAUCACCCAGCAGGAAAGUACAGAUGCGGCCGUGCAGGAGCCGAGUCAAUUAAUUUCAUUAGAGGAAGAAAACCAGCGCAAGGAAUCCUCUAGUUUUAAGACUGAAGAUGGAAAAAGUAUUUUAUCUGCCUUAGACAAAAGCGCUACACAUACUGCAGGCUCAGGACCCAUAGAUGAACUGUUAGACAUGAAACCUGAGGAAGGUGCUUGCCUGGGACCAGUGGCAGGGACCCCGGAACCCGAAGGUGCUGAUAAAGAUGACCUGCUGCUGUUGAGUGAGAUCUUCAAUGCUUCCUCCCUGGAAGAGGGCGAGUUCAGCAAAGAGUGGGCCGCUGUGUUUGGGGACGGCCAAGUGAAGGAGCCAGCAGCGCCCACUAUGGCCCUGGGAGAGCCAGACCCCAAGCCCCAGACAGGCUCAGGUUUCCUUCCUUCGCAGCUUUUAGACCAAAAUAUGAAAGACUUACAGGCCUCGCUACAAGAACCUGCUAAGGCUGCCUCAGACCUGACUGCCUGGUUCAGCCUCUUUGCUGACCUCGACCCACUCUCAAAUCCUGAUGCUGUUGGGAAAACCGAUAAAGAACACGAAUUGCUCAAUGCAUGAAUCUGUACUCUUCGGGAGGGCACUCACAUGCCGCCCCCAGCAGCUCCCCCGGCGGUAGCAGAAGUAUAAAGUGAUCAGUAUGCUGUUUUAAUAAUUACGUGCCAUUUUAAUAAAAUGAAAGGGUCAACGACCCUGUUUAUAUUGGUAUAA